This is a messenger RNA of Saccostrea cuccullata (small rock oyster), 5601 nucleotides long. Its product is annotated as kinase D-interacting substrate of 220 kDa B-like. NCBI's taxonomy places the organism in Eukaryota, Metazoa, Mollusca, Bivalvia, Ostreida, Ostreidae. Bases 102 to 4541 code for a protein of 1479 amino acids. Gene Ontology annotation, molecular function: protein kinase regulator activity; PDZ domain binding. The transcript is spliced from 23 exons. The record is from RefSeq and is a predicted model, not a curated record.
CGAAUGAAAGGGGAAAACAGAAAUGUCAAAGGAGAGGAAAAACAAAAUUUGAUGGGGAAAUCAUCAAAGCAAGAGUGAGUGGACACUGAGCACUAGAAGCCAUGGGGACAUUUAAAACCCAGAUGUUAUGGGAGGCCAUCAGGAAGGGAGACCUGACUGGAACAAUAGGUCUUCUAGAGAGUGGAAAUAUCAACCUGGAGGAGAGGGAUGGGAAUGGCCAGACGUUCCUGAUGCUGGCUUGUGAGUUUGGGGAGUUAAAUAUAGUCAGGGAACUCCUGGAGGCACACGUGGAUCCAAACGCUGUAGACAUGGAUAACUGGAGUGCCCUGUUAUACAGUGCUAAGGAGGGGCACCUGGAGAUAGUGAUUGAGCUGUUAGAGAGAGGGGCAGACAUUGAGCACAAGGAUAUGUGUGGCUGGACAGCUCUGAUGUGGGCGUGUUACAAGGGAAAGUAUCUGGUGGUUCAGGAACUCCUGGAAAGGGGAGCAAACUGCAACAUUAAAGCUGAGAUGAACAUGACUUGUUUGGCCUGGGCAGCAGGACGCGGUCACACUGAUGUAGUGAAGAUUCUGAUUCAGAAAGGAGCUAAAGUUAAUACACCAGACAAAUACGGUACCACCCCCCUGAUCUGGGCCUGUAGAAAGGGUUAUCUGGAAAUCGUGGAAACUCUUCUCAAUGAAGGAGCAAAUACUGAUGUUGUGGGAAUGAAUUCCUGGACAGCUUUGUUAGUUUCAGCUAAGGGAGGAUUUACAGAGGUUGUUCAUCAGUUACUGGAGUAUGACCCCAAUGUUAACGCUGUAGACAAGGAUGGCUUUACUGGUUUGACGAUUGCAGCUAAGGAGGGUUACACUGAGAUAGCUCAUGAUCUUCUCUCAAAAGGAGCCUACGUCAACAUUAAAGAUAGGGCAGGAGACACAAUUCUGAUUCAUGCAGUGAAGGGUGGCCAUAUUGAAGUAGUCCGAGCUCUGAUUGAUAAAUAUGCUGACAUCGAUGAGAUUGGAGCGGAGGGUAAAACAGCUCUGUAUUGGUCAGUAGAGAAGGGUUAUGUAGAAAUCUGUAAACUGCUGCUUAACAACGACCCUGACCUGGAAAUCGCCAACAAGGAUGAAGACACGCCUCUAUUGAGGGCGGUAAGAAGUCGGAAUGAGCCGUGCGUUAGACUUCUACUGGACAAAGGGGCCAGAGUGUCCGCAGUUGACAAGAGAGGUGAUACAGCACUACACAUCUCCCUAAGGGCCAGGAGUAAGCGAAUCACAGAGCUCCUUCUCCGUAACCCUAGAAACAGUCGUCUGCUGUAUCGACCCAACAAGGCUGGGGAGACUCCAUACAAUAUCGACGCGUACCACCAGAAAGGCAUACUUACCCAGAUAUUUGGUCACAGAAAUCUGAAUGCUAAUGACGGUGAGAAUUUACUGGGAUAUGAGGUGUACAGCAGUGCCCUGGCAGACAUCCUGAGUGAACCCUCUCUGAACACUCCCAUUACAGUGGGGCUGUAUGCCAAAUGGGGGAGUGGCAAGUCUUUCCUCCUCAGUAAACUUCAAAAGGAGAUGAAGACUUUUACCCGCGCUAACAAGGAGGAUCACUUCACCUUCAGCUGGACUCUGUUUAUCAUUCUCCUCCUCCUGAACAACUUAGUGGGGCUCACUCUUGCCAUGACUGUGGGAUGGGAAGUCGGCCUCGGGGUUGGCCUCGGGCUUUUUUUGAUUGAUUACAUAUUUCUGGGUGUGCUUCACCUGCUGUGCCACCGCUACAACCUGAAGUACGCUAACCGCCUGAGUCUGUUACUGGGGAGGAAGAUCCAGAUCACCACGUCUCUUCUACAGGUCCUCUUCCUCAACUCCAAACGCGUCUCAUCCUCGUCUAAAUACAUAGAGCCCUCCGUCAAGUUCCUGUUUUCUGAGGGCACUAAGCUGACCAGUGUGGGAGGAGAGAAGGCCCUGGCGGCUAUGAUUGGAACCCUAGGGGAGGCCCUGGAGCAGGAGUAUGGGUCGGUGGUGGCCAGGCUGUUCAGAGUCUUCAAACCUCACCCUGACAAGCCGUAUACUGGUCGCUUUAAGACACUGUGCUGCGUGCCCUACUUUGUGAUCGUCUAUCUGGUCUGUCUGGCCCUGGAGAUUGGAGUGUACCUUCUGGUCUCUCACUUUGCCUUUAACCAGUUCACUAACGAGGAUCGUGUCUAUAGUAACAUGACAACAGUGGCUGUCCCACACAAUCAGGUGGAGGAGUACCCCGCCCUGUUUGGGGUCCUCUUCACCAUUGCCAUCAUCGUGGGGCUGGCCAUCAUUGGGAACAUCUACACCUGGGGGCAGGCCAUUCUGGCCCUCCUCUCCUCACAGAGGAGACGAAUCAUGAAGGCCGCGGACAGAAUCGACAAGAUUAAGGUGGAUGGUCUGAUGCACAUCCUUAAGUACGAGGUGGACCUGAUGGCGAAGAUGGUGACCUUCAUGGACAAGUUUACAGAGAACCAGACAAGGCUGGUGGUUAUUGUGGACGGACUGGACAGCUGCGAGCAGGACAAGGUGCUACACGUGCUGGACAUUAUCAAGGCCCUCUUCUCUGACGAGGACUCCCCAUUUAUAACCCUCCUGGCUAUAGACCCACACAUCAUCAUUAAAGGCAUCGAGAGUAAUAUAAAGACGGCAUUCCAGGACUCCAAUGUUAAUGGCUAUGAUUACCUCAGGAAUGUGGUGCACCUUCCCUUCUAUCUACAGAGUCAGGGGAUGGCCAUCAAAAAGCAGGAUAUGGCCAAAAGUCCUUCCACAUUUGAAGUAUCGGGGAAUCCCGAGUCUCCAUCUAAAACAAGAAGGAGUUACCAGCAUCAGGAGUCUGUUAUGUCGGGCUAUUCCACUGGAGAUAUAUCCACGGAUAAGAUGCGUCGCCAGCGUCAGUCGAGCGUGUCACACUCCUACACCUCCUCUAUGGACCUCACUAACACCGUCACCAAGACGGACUACUUCAGCGACAUCAACCCCCGCAGCAUGAGGCGACUGAUGAACAUCGUCGCUAUUACAGCUCGUCUGCUGCGAGCGUACAACAUAGACUUUAACUGGCACAGACUGGCCGCGUGGAUCAACAUCAUAGAACAAUGGCCAUACAGAGUAUCCUGGAUCAUCAUUUACUUUGAGGAGAAUGAGAUUGUAGAUCAUAACACGACCCUCUUGUCUCUGUAUGAAAAAGUGGCAGAUAAAAUUCCAGUGUCCAAGGAAAUUGAUCCUCUUCUAGAAAUUGACAGGAAUCCUCGUAAGAUGGAGGCAUUUUUAUCCAGCAAACUGAGUAACAACACAUUGCUGAACUUGAAGGAUCUCAGAAAGUUUCUACCCUGUACCAUCAACCUUGACCCCUAUCUCAGGAAACUGAUCAGAGAGAUGCAGAAGAAUAUGGACACACUACCACCAACUUUUCCUCUGGGUCCCAUGAACUUCCCCCCUCCUGCUGGUGCAGCCCCCACCCCGACAAGGAGGGCAGAGGUCCAGAGACACGCCCAGCAACCUUUUGUCCCCGUGCCUCAGUUGUACCCACAACCCAGAAUGGACCAGAUGGGGAGAAUGCAUCCCAUGAUGCCCUACAACAUGAUGCCGUUUUAUCAGCAGGGAUACGUGGAUGUUCCUUAUACAUGUAUGUCUGGUGGUACAGCUCCCUCUGCUGGUAGAGAUACACAACAGGGCAAGGGAGUGGAUCCAGAAUCCGCCAUUCAGAACUACCAAGACCAGCCAUUGAAUUCUAUGACAGUGAAGAAUGUGUGUAAGCUGAUAGAAAACAUCAGAGGUCUCAACCCAAUGCAAGUACAAGCCUACCAGAAUUGCAUUGUUGAUAACAACAUCUGUGGUAUGGUCCUGUCUACCUGUGAUUUGGAGGAACUGAAAGGGGUGCUGCAGAUGAAGUUUGGGGAUUGGCAGUUGUUCAAAUCAGUUUUGAUCGGGCUCAGACAGCGAGAGAUGACCUGUGAAGAAGAAGGACAGUUUGAACCUGGGUCAAAUAAAGAGGGCAAUGAGACUAUGGCUGGAUUUGAGUCUGCCAGUAGUCAGAGCAGCAAUGGAUUUAAUCAGUACUCUGACAGGAGAGCAGACAAAAAAGGUGGACAGGAACCAUACCCCCAAAUAGUAAAGGCAGACAUCUCUACUCCGAGGAUGACUCGUGUAGACAGUACGUACCAGCAGGUGGCAUUUGAGACCGGAUUGCUGCGGGAAGCCAUGAACAACUUUACAGAGGAACUGGAGGAUGAAGAUCAGAUCCGGCCCAACGUAUCGUUUGCUCUCGACACCAAAGGGGCCUCACUGGAUGACCUUGACGACGGCAGCAGCUUCAGCGAGAGUCAGCCAUUACUGAGGAUGAGGCCCUCCAGCCAGGUGUUCAGCGACAGCCGCCGCAAGGAGUCUCUUUGUGUGGUGCACGAGGCAGAGGAGCACGAGGCCCCCACCGCCAUGUUCUAUCUGAACGAGACGGACAACGCCUCCUCCGAGGGGGAGAGAGAGGGAGGGGGGUCAGGCAUCCCCAUGGUAACCUUUCACAGAGGAGAUCAAUCAAAGGAGGAACAUGUAUAAUCCUAGGACAGAUGGAUUUUGUACUUACUUUUUCUACUUAGUUAUCGUCAUCUAAGGUCAUGUCUGUAGCCAGAUUAUUCACAAUUAUUUAAAUAUGUGAAUUAACUGUGCACAUUUUUGCAAAAAUCAAUAAUGGUAAAAACAUUCCAAACACUGUUAUCCUCUACACUUUUUUCUUUAGGGUUAUUUGAAAGGGUUAUGGAUAUAAACUGUCAAAUCUUUCUAUGUUAAUAUUGAUUAUAAUGCCUGAAGAGAAAAAUGCAGCGUUACAUGUAUUUACCAGGUCCUGGUGCCCUGUAGUGACGUUCAGUUUUCUUUCCUGUUACAGACUUAGGUAUGCAUGGUGAUGAUGAAAUAUGAAAAGAUAUUAGAAUUUUUAGAUUGUGUUUAUGUAUUUUUGUUAUGUUAGUCAUGCUCUGCUUUGCAGUUGGAAGAAAAAAAUGAAUAUUGAAAACCAAUGUCUAAGAAACUUGAGUGUUAUAGAUAUAAUUUUAAUGUUAUUUUUUGUUCCUCUACCAUUCAGAUCAGGUGAUAAUUGAUUAUUUUUUACUGCAUGUAGAUUUGAUAAAAGCAUUGCAACUAUAAUAUAAAGUUGUUCAAAUCAUAUGCUAAUCAGUGCAUCCAGUCAUGAACUUUUGUUUGUAGCAUGUGUCUUAUUAGAAAGAGUCAAAAUUCCAUCUUUUUGGUCAAUAUGUUUAAUAAUGGAAUUUAUUCUCCAAAGAAAAGAGGUGUAGAACUGGUAAUAAUAUUGAUUAUAUCUGCAAUUUUAUAAUAGGGCUCUCUUUGAAUUGUCAUCUGAUGAGGUUGUAUUGUUACUCUUUAGAUUUUGAUCACAUGAUUACACAAAAUAUCUGAUGUUUUACGAGCUUUUGUGUGCACAAAAAAUAUCAGAGUCGUGAAAAAAGCCUGAAAAGCGUAAGAUAUUUUGGACUUUUGAUUGAAUAAAUGUAUAUCCAUUUAAUCAGGAUUGAUGUAACCAUGCAGAGGUAGUUCAAUGUACAAUUCAGUUUUAAACAUUGAAUAUGUUUUUUGGAAUUAUUUAAAUAAAAUCAUAAAUAUU